Amphibalanus amphitrite is the source of this 2733-nucleotide messenger RNA. Its product is annotated as arginine kinase Scy p 2.0101. The record is from RefSeq and is a predicted model, not a curated record. Bases 1479 to 2549 code for a protein of 356 amino acids. Gene Ontology annotation, biological process: phosphocreatine biosynthetic process. Gene Ontology annotation, molecular function: creatine kinase activity. The transcript has 4 exons. NCBI's taxonomy places the organism in Eukaryota, Metazoa, Arthropoda, Thecostraca, Balanomorpha, Balanidae.
AUUUCAGGAAAAGCAUUGUCAUUUAAAAACAAUGCAUUGUAAUGUGAUGAGAUGAAAUGCAUUCCAUGGACUUCAAGAGCAUGCGACUUUUCAAGAAAUGAAGUUUGUGGUCGUCCAUGACCCACGUGCACACCUUUAUAAUGAAAAGACGCUUACAUAUUACAAGUUUUACAUGCAAUGGGCAUGUUCAUCAUUACACGGUCAUUAUGCAUUGAUAAUGCAGACGUGUGGCCCGCCAAUCAAUCUACCAUACAUCGGAAGCACAUUUUUUUCUGAUCAAUAUCAACCCAAAGUAUUUUCAAAAAGCCAUCAAGGCUCUUAGAAACAUUGUAACGUGUUUAACGCGUGUUUACCGAUAAAACCGCGCCGGGCGCCCGGCAGCCGGCGCGGAGGCCGGGACGCUGCCUGGGGCUCAGUGACCUUGAACUCGGCAGCGCUACCCGGAGAAUGUCUCACUGUGUGUCCUCCCACUUGGUGUGCCAGUGCAUCGCUUGUGAUUAACCUCUGUAGGCGGCACUUACAAUAUGUUUACGUAUUGUCGCUGGUGUGAGUUCGAUGUCAAGUUUUUUUCAAACUGCCUGGGAAAAUAAUUUCAGGCAGUUUGCAAAAUGCCUGGUGGGCCAGGCAGUUUGCAAACUGCCCAGGCAUUUUACAAAAUGCCUGGCGGGUCAGCCAUUUUGCAAAUUGCCUAGGCAUUUUGCAAAAUGUCUGGUUUUUCACUUUGCCUGUAACAUAUACAUAAUAUUUCUGUUAUCAAUCGCUGAAAGAUUCAAAGCGAUUGGUCAUUCGGUGUAGAUAUGACAGGCAUUGAAACUUGUUAGGAGAUGAGGUCACUUGACGUGACUUGGUGACCUGACCUUGAGUGAAAUUGGUCUGAAAUUUUCACUGAAAGAUCAAUAAUGAGGUGUGGCAAAAACAGCGGCGCUUUUGAGAUACCGAAAAAACGCACAGGGGCAUUCAACUGUUCACCCCCCCCCCCCCCCCCCAUCAGGGAGCGGGUCACGCAACGCCUUUUCACGCAACAUAAUCAAGAAGCUAGCUGACAAGUGUUUGGCAGGUGCUUUGAAGCACGUGAACACGUGAGAUGGCAGAUCUGUAGCGCAUUGGGGGUCAAAUCACCCUCUCCGAGCUUUUGGGGAUGGGGCCAUGACCCUGUGGACUCUCCUCCCCCCCCCCGCCAGGAUCCGCCACUGGAAGAGCUGGAGCGAUCAUUGGGCGGUGGUGCUGCUGCGAUGGGCCCCCGUGCCGGCUAGGUAGACCGGUGGGUAGCUCCAGGGGCGCGGCCGCCGCCGCCGGCCGGCCGGGCAGGCAUCCGUCGAUCGCUGGCAGCGUGCCCGAGGGCUGCCUGCCGCCGCCUGGCGGCCCCUCAGGCAAUCAGCGCUCUGACGUCACAGCUCUCGUCUCGUCUGUCCUGCCGCCCCCGCUGGUUCACUUCUCCUUCUGUCGAGCUCCAGUUGUUCCCAGCUCAGCCGGACACGAUGGUUGACGCCGCCACUCUGGAGAAGCUGGAGGCCGGCUUCCAGAAGCUGCAGGCCGCCACCGACUGCAAGUCGCUGCUGAAGAAAUACCUCACCAAAGAGGUGUUCGACAGCCUCAAGACCAAGAAGACCUCGUUCGGCUCGACCCUGCUCGAUGUCAUCCAGUCCGGUGUGGAGAAUCUCGACUCCGGUGUGGGCGUGUACGCGCCAGACGCAGAGGCGUACACGCUGUUCGCCGAUCUGUUCGACCCCAUUAUCGAGGACUACCACGCCGGCUUCAAGAAGACCGACAAACACCCCAACAAGGACUUUGGCGAUGUCAACUCGGUGGGCAACGUGGACCCGGAGGGCCAGUUCGUCAUCUCUACGCGCGUGCGGUGCGGCCGCUCCAUGGAGGGCUACCCGUUCAACCCGUGCCUGACGGAGGCCCAGUACAAGGAGAUGGAGGAGAAGGUCUCCUCCACGCUCAGCGGUCUGGAAGGCGAGCUGAAGGGCACCUUCUACCCGCUGACCGGCAUGGCCAAGGAUGUGCAGCAGAAGCUCAUCGACGACCACUUCCUCUUCAAGGAGGGUGACCGCUUCCUGCAGGCGGCCAACGCGUGCCGCUUCUGGCCCACCGGCCGCGGCAUCUACCACAACAACGACAAGACCUUCCUGGUCUGGUGCAACGAGGAGGACCACCUGCGCAUCAUCAGCAUGCAGAUGGGCGGCGACCUGGGCCAGGUGUACCGGCGGCUGGUCAACGCUGCCACCGACAUCGAGAAGCGCAUCCCGUUCUCGCACCAUGGCCGGCUGGGCUUCCUGACCUUCUGCCCGACCAACCUGGGCACCACCAUCCGCGCCUCGGUGCACAUCAAACUCCCCAAGCUGGCCGCCGACAAGAAGAAGCUGGAGGAAGUGGCGGCCAAGUACAGUCUGCAGGUGCGCGGCACGCGCGGUGAGCAUACCGAGGCCGAGGGCGGCAUCUACGACAUCUCCAACAAGCGCCGCAUGGGCCUGACCGAGUACGAGGCCGUCAAGGAGAUGCACGACGGCAUCCUGGAGCUGAUCAAGAUCGAGAAGUCGCUGUAAGAGGUUGGGCGUGGCUGCCACGCUAGCGGGCUGCUGCGAUACCUAUACCAAAACGGCAGCGACCGCCAUCAGCGCCCAGCACCUAGCAGAGAUCGCACAUCGACUUAAACCAGGUCUCCACUUCUCAUGGGUGCAAACAUGUGUCCACACUAGCUGGACGUGUAAAUAUAUUGCAGUCGUCGAA